CACAGAUACUGCACCUGCCAGCGGGUUUCUCAUUACCCGAGGGCCAGCAGCUUGCCAUGCUAUCAGAUGGGAAGCUAGCGCUAGUUCCCGGCGGCGACGGUGCUGCGGCAGCGACCACCGCGGUGGAGACCAAGCCUCUUGAAGAUGCCGAUAGUAAUAGAAGAGCAGGUGAUGCUCCUGCUGGGGCCGAUGCCAUUGCUUCUGAUACCGGUGACAAAACCGCAGCUGCUGGUCUAGAGACAGCGCCAAGUGGUCCGACGACUGUGGAUGCGGUAGAGGACGUGACUAUGGGCGACGCAGCUGCAGCAAAUAGUGGAAAGCCAUCAGCAGGGACUGUGAUUGCACCAAAUUCAAGUGACGGAGCGGCGGCAUCUGAUGCACUUGAGGACAUAGAGAUGAAGGCUGCUCCCGAAUCUUCGAGCGUGGCCGCCCCUGAUCAGGCAGCUGCGGAAGUCGUGUCUAGUGAAGCGACCGCGCCUGCCGGACUUGCAAUAUCAUUGCCUGCAUCAGGAGGAGCUGCAACCGCGCCUUCGGCCGUGGGAGCGACUGCGCCGGUUUCACCGCCGGAAGCGAAGGGGGCAGACACUACGGCCACUACCGCUUUUCCAGCGGAGGCUGAAGAUCCGUACCUCGGUCUGGACGAUGACGAUGAUGACGAAGACGAUGAGGAUGAAGAGAACGAGAAUCCAAUAACGCUGCAAGCCGAUGACGAGGCAGAGUUGGAUACAACAGUGCAGCCAUACUCGCAAUUUCCAAGAAGAGCAGCAGCCGCGUGGCCACCACCGGUCCUCAAGAGCGCAAAGGUACUUGUAUCUACCAUUUCCCAAUGAAUUUUUAUCGUAGGAUAAGACAUCUAGAAAAAUUCUUUUUCAUGAUCCGGCUGUGGGCGAUUAGUUCAUCCCACUAGUUCUUCUGAUUUUUUUCGCCCGAUUUCAAUAUUUGCAGUUGAGAGAAGUCGACCGAUUAGAUUCAAUAAAUUUCUUUUACAACAGGUGAUGCGCGUGAAUCCCUUCGAUGAACCACGAGCGGAGAAGAUGGAGUUUCUAGGUCGGUGGCGCGUAGUCUCUCAAUCCGAGGCAGAGGGCGAGUACGAUCCACUGGCUGAGGUUCCCGCCAGCAAGUCCUCACCCUCCUCCGCGAGGCCUCAAUACCAAAAGGAUGCUGCAGCUUCUUCUCCAACAACUGCAUCUGGCAUCAAAAUGAACAUCAAUAGUAAGAUUAACAGCAGUCGCCCGGGGCCGCAGUUUUCUAGUGUGUCCGUCCAUGAUAGGAAGGGUCCCUUUUUCAACAACAGCGUGCGUGAUAUUCCCUCCGGCGACAAGGGCAUGGAAACCAUGACCGCGCGGAUUGAGAGCCAGUUUCCCGCUAUCCGGUUCUUGAAACUGAGCACACUGCAAGAGAAACUGAAGUUGCUCAUGACUCUUUUGCAGGAGAAGAAGGUGCAGCCGAAGUUGCUCAUAACCGCGCUGUGGGGAACGUUGAAGAGUGACGAGCAGACGCACGUGGCCAAAAACCUUCCAGAUUUGGCCAAGUAUGCGACAGUUAAACCACGCCCACGCAAGCGUGAGCAAGCGAGUCCGCCCGGCGGCGCCGAGCCAGCGUCGAAACUGCAAAAAACCGCUUCAACCGGACCUCUAGGGGCAACUGCAGCAAGCGUUAAAAAUAUCGGAGGAGGAGCCGCAACUAGUGGUGGCGCUACGUCCUCUACAGGAGCAUUCCCUAAUGGAAUCAAGCAAGGACAGGGUGGGUCUUCCCCAAGUGGCGCACCGCAAGCUAAAGCCGGGGCCGCAGCGAAAGCCGCUUCUUCUGCUGCCACAACAUUUGUUGUUUCUGAUCAAGCAGUUACGGCUUUGCGUGUUUCAAACCUUCCUGUCGGCGUCAAAGCGCAGGAGCUUGGAUCUGUUUUUCACAAUUAUCAGGUAUUUUUAUGUAAGAUAGGCACAGGAAUAUGUUCACAGAGAUGAAGAACAUCGAGCACCGUUGAAUCUCCUACUGCGGCUCUACCUAACAUUCAUCUUCAAGACGUUGAAGAAAGUUGUUAUCCUGUAAUCAUGCAUCGCAAGAACAGAAUCAGGUAAUGAUCUGCUGUAUUACGAAAAUAUAUCUUCCCCCAUAUCGCAAUCUGCGUGAUCAUUUCUUUUUCUCGGCCAGGUUCUCGGAGUGAACAUCAAGAAGAGUAAGAAGGGCGAUCGUUAUGUUGGCUUCGUACGUGUGGGGAACAGAGCACAAGCAACGUUAGCAACAAAAACCGAGAUCAAAUUUCGCGACCUCGUCCUCAAGAUUGCAAUCGACGAAGACCAAACGAGAAUAGCACAAAUGCAGAAGCAGCAAGCCCCGGGAGCGCCCGUAGGCAGCCCAGUCACCGGUGUGGCAAAAGCUGCGCCACCACCGAGCCCACCAGCCGGCAGGCCGCAGUUUAAGGACAAGCGGACUAGAGACGUAGAGGUACUAACACUUCUUUAUGUAUUAGACUCCACGGCUCAGGGGAGCGGCGCUCGGGGGGGCCGUGGAUCCCCGGGCCCCUUUUGGAGGCGUCUGCCGGGGGUGGAAGGCUUCCAAAGGGGUCCAAGGGGCGUCCUCCGCUCCCUUCCAGCUGCCUGCAUGUGCCCAACAGACUUCCUAUUUGCUGGCCCCUCCCCGCAGCAGCAGGGUGCCGGGUGUGGAAGGCCUCCGAAGGCGGCAAAAGGCGCAAGGCUUGACCGCCUGAGCCGUGUGGCCUGUACCCUCCGGGCCCAUGGUUAUCGGCCUGCUUGCUCUUGCCGCGCAUUUGAUGAGGGCAACCCAGCAAGAGGGGCCAGGCCUCGAGACCCUGGCCGCCUUCGGCGGCCUUCUGCCCCGGAGACCUUCGGCCUGCGAGGGUUGGCAGAGGUCGGGACGCCUUUCGGGAACAACAUGCAGAGAGGCGCGAGUGGGCGCUCGCUCCCAGUUUUGACGCCUUGCACUCCGAGAAUCCGCGAAAAGCAGCGUGGAAACGAGCGCGCAAGCGCGACCUCAGGGCCAUCCACAGGGGGCGCCAUGCGUCCCCGUAUCAUAUAUAUAAAUCCAAACCUAACAGAUGCAGCACGGGCAGACGUUUGUGCAGUUCUUUGGCCACAACUUGAUGGACAAGGUCAAGAUCAGUCAAUCACUUACAUCUGGGUUACAACUUUAUAACAAAUUAAUAUAUAUGUUUUCUCUCCUUGUUCGAUAUUCUCAUCAUCAUGUGGGUGAUAUUGAUUCUUGUCUUGUUUAUCGCAGAGGAUGCCUAUCAUCUUUCGUCAUCGAAUGCCUUACUUCAGGUCUGGGCCGAUAGAGUACGAUACGACGGGGGGAUGCUUACAGUGCAAAUGUCAGAAUUGGGCAUAGACGAUAGCGUAUUGGCAGAGUGGUGUGCCUGGUUCCCAAAAAGGCUUGCUGAUCUAGAGAAACUGCAUAAAGGUAAAGUUCGAAAUACUGGUCUUAGAAAGUCCUAGGUUCAUCUUAUUAUUAUAAUGAAUAGAUGUGCAUCUUGUUUUACUUAUGAUCUUAGUUUUAAUAGCUUGAGGUUUCUGCAUCUAGCAUCUUUACACUUUGUCAUUCAUCACUGCGGGUGUACUAUUGAUCGUUGGUGAAAGUUGACGUGUACAUCUCUACGAAGAUUCCCCUUUCUUGUUCAGGUAACAUCAAAAUGGCAGAGCUCGACUUCUCAAACAACAAGAUAAAGGACGAUGGCCUUGCUGCGCUUGUUGGGCUCUUUCGGAAGUACUUUAUGUUGUUACUCGUCUGUGCUUGUCCUCUCACCUUUUGUGAAUAGUAACGGUAAAUGUGUCUUCCUCUUCACACUAAAAGUUAUGUAUGAUUUUAUCAUUAGGACUAGGACCUCUUCCUCUUCUACAUCUACACUAUGAUAACAUAAGUAAUGAAUAACUCGAACUCGAUUUAUCACUCAGACACGAAGUCUCGAUAAAGAAUCUCAGUAUGGGACAAAACGAGCUGACGGAUCAGAGCUUGCGAGCAUUGGGCGAAUACAUAUUGGCAAAUUCCGAAACUUUAGCAGUCUUGAGUCUAGAAAAGAACCAUUUCACAUCAAGAGGCUUGGUCUACCUUGCGCGGAAAGUCAAGAUGUCGAACUUCUAUCCAAAGUACUUAUCAAUCUUCUCUGCAGCGGCAGUUCUUAGCAUCCUUGUUUGUUUGACGCAUCUUCAUCUACAUUUUCCUGAGUGUUUACUCCAGGUUUUAUGCGUGUCUCCAGUGACAAAAUUACUUUUGAUGUGUUAAGUACUUAGACUCAUAUUUAUGAUCAUGCUCCUUUCAAGUUGCUCUGACACAAUUUCAACAGGCUCGACAAGACUUUCUUCAAGUAUCAGUCCUUGUGCAUCGAGGUUCAGGGCAAUGGCGGACUGGAUACAAAUGAGCUCUUUGCGUUACUUGCUGAGAGCGACAUUUCAUAUUGCCAGCUUGAACGAGAGGCGAAGAACGGGACGAAGCGUGCGUGUCCGCUUUUGUAUCUUCCCGGUUUGAACUUCGGCGUAGACGACGACGUGAGCAGCGCCUUGGGACCGGAGAUGCUUGCCACGGUUUUCGGCAAAGAGGCGGCCGCAGGCGGGCCUCCCGGCAUCCCUCCGACGAUGCCACCACCGCCUGCAGUAUCAGCCUCUUCAAGCGGGGGAACGAGCGUCCACGGAAGCGGCAACAGUACCCACGGCACUGGUGGGGGACACAACGGGAGCAACCACGGCGGCGCUGGAUCAUCAUCAGGAGGAGGCUAUCACGGAUCGCAUAAUUCCUACAACAACGCAUCUUCCGGUGGAGCCGGUGAAGGCAGCAGCAGUGGCCGUGGUGAGUCCUCAUGGGGCAAGGGCAGCGGCAAAGGUACCUACGGUGGCAGCGGUCAUCAUCAUCACUACUACUCUCACGGACACGGAGGUCCUUACCACCACUCUUCGUGGGGUGGCGGCUGGGGCAAAGGCAGCGACUCUUGGGGCAAAAGCAGCUCAAACUGGGCCGCAUCGAGUGGAAAGGGAAAAGGCCGCACAGUGCGGAUUACAGACCAAAAAGGUGGUGGGAAAAAGUACUAAGAUGAAAUAAGUCCUCGCGGCUUUGGGAUGGCUACUUAAGUAGUUUGUCAUUUUCUGCCACUUUCUUUUAGCAGAUGAACCUCUGCGUUUGUAGGAGAACGAAGGUGAUCUCCCCUCAAGUAGAAGCUCGAGAACAAAUAAUGUGGACGAGUCCGGGUUCGCGGCCGUCUGCAAGAGCUGCAAGAUCAAGGUGAAGGUACUCAGCUGAGGAUGUGGCAACCUGGUGUCGUCGACGUCGCUGCCGAUGACUGCUGCAAUUUUUCUCCAAGCUUUCCACAUCGUAAACUACACUGCGCUUACCUUGAGAUCAAAUCAUAUACGGCCAAAAAUGAAUACGCGUUUAGGCUACCAAGAAUAGAGAACCAUUCAAACAAGACGCACCUCUGCAAACGCUACAGAUUGAUACUUGAGAAUCGACCACUUGAUGUCGAUCCAAUACUAUUGUGUAUAACAAGAAAUUCGCAGGUGCUGGAACAAAGAAGGUUUUGUUUGGAGACACCACUGCUAGUGAGUAGGUGAAAGAGUUUAGGAUGUACUUGUCUGUACUUCUUUGCAUUAGUACCCGCUGUUAAAGAGACACCUUGUCCCACUUCUACCCGUCUGAAUAGGCCUUGUCUUAUUCUCCCAACUCCUGGAUUUUUCAAACAUCGCGCUGAGAAAAUGAAAAUAGGAAGAACAAAUAUAGAUUUAGU
Messenger RNA from Amoebophrya sp. A25, 5728 nucleotides. Lineage: Eukaryota; Dinophyceae; Syndiniales; Amoebophryaceae. The record is from the annotation of a GenBank genome assembly.